AUGCAUCUCUCACUUCUCUUCAUAUUCUUCCUAAACCUCCUCACCACCGCCCUCACGGCACCCAACUCCCCUGCCCUCGCCCCCCUCGAAGGCCUCGACACCUCCACCAUCCUCUACACCCCAACCCCAACCCUGAUCCACGCCUUCGAUGCCGCCAUAACCGCAAAAACCAACACCCAUGCCGACAAUUCCAACGACAACAUCGCCAACAACGCCAACGCCAACCUCCUCCUCCUUCCCACGCAAACCAUAACCCAAACCGCCCGCGUAACCCAAACCUCGCGGCCCCAAGACCCGGAACCCAUAAUCCUCUACCCCUUCCACCUAACCCUGACCUCUGCCUGCUCCUCCUCCUCCUCCUCGUACUCCGCCAACGCAACCCUCACAAACGGCAACUGGACAUCCCGCAUCAUCAAUCUGACUUCUUCCACGCGCGCAAUCGUAGAUCAUCAUAUCAGUGGCUACCCGCAGACGUUUAGCGUGGGGCCGUUUGAGGCGCCGAGGGGGGAGUUGCGGUUUGGGUACUUGAAUGGGGAGGGGGGGUGGAGGUGUGAGUGGGGGGAUGGGGAUAAGGAUAAGAAUGAGGAUGGAGAGAGAAGCAGGGGGUGUGGGUGGUGUAAGGGCGGGGAGUGGAGGGUUGCGGGGUGUAAGCGGGGAUGGGGGAUUAAGGAGAUGGAUUGUGAGUUUAUUAUGGGGUGGAGGCAUCAGUUGAAGGCGGAGGGAUGA
Molecule: messenger RNA, 726 nt
Organism: Bipolaris oryzae ATCC 44560
Lineage: Eukaryota; Fungi; Ascomycota; Dothideomycetes; Pleosporales; Pleosporaceae
Exons: 2
Coding region: 1-726 (241 amino acids)
Source: RefSeq, a predicted model, not a curated record